AUGGCUACUACCCAGGAGGGUAGCGAUCCAGAGCCUAUCGUGUCUCCUGCAGCUGAUUCACUACUUUUCAUUGUCGGUCCCUGCAAAACAGUCUCCGCCGUCCACGAAAGAAUCAUAGAUGCUCACUCGCCGGUCCUCGCAGCGGCCGCCAAGGAGAGCUGGCGCGGGUUCGACAGCAAUGAGGUAGAACUACCGGACGAUGAUGAGAAGACUUUCAGCGACUAUGUAAGCUGGCUGUACACAAGCACACUUUACGGCUUUCACUGGUCCAACGCCAAUGCCUAUGAUCGACUGUUCAAGCUUUAUGUCCUGGCCGACAAACUCUUGGACUCCGAAUGUAAGGAUCGCACUAUCGAGACCAUUCUGGGAGUCAUAUGGGAUCAACAUAUUGGAGACUUUGGAAAGUGCCUUUUCCCCAGUGUCUCGGAAGUCCACUUCGCAUAUAACAACACGACGACGGACUCGCCACUCCGGCAAAUCAUUGUGGAACUGCAUGUUUAUGAAGCCAAGUCCAGGAUGACAGGGUUUCUUACCCUCCGGACUUCGUGCAGGACCUGGUGCAUCAAUUCUACGCCAAGCGCGAGUUGUCCGAGGACGGGCGUCAGGAACGCAAAGACUUCUUCGCCAAAGGCAAGGCUUUUAGCUGGUCAGAGUGCACCAUGUAACGGCCAGUCAAAGAAAGAGAGGACGCUGUUGGGCGGUAUCCAGUCAAUGAAGAGGAGCAAAGCCACACAGGCUUGUUAG
Baudoinia panamericana UAMH 10762 is the source of this 744-nucleotide messenger RNA. RefSeq lists its product as uncharacterized. NCBI's taxonomy places the organism in Eukaryota, Fungi, Ascomycota, Dothideomycetes, Mycosphaerellales, Teratosphaeriaceae. The record is from RefSeq and is a predicted model, not a curated record. The coding region runs from base 1 to 744 and encodes 247 amino acids. The transcript is spliced from 3 exons.